CGUCGUUCUCCCUGCACGUCAACCUACCGAACAAGUGCAUAGCCUGUCAGGGCUCAGGUCGACGGCGAUGUUGUCAACUGAGACCAUACCUGAUGACGAAGUAAAACGAGAGCCUUGUUCCAGAACAAAACACUGCCACUGGCAGCUCAACUCGAUGGCGCUUGGCACCACUCAGCCUGAUUUGAGGCGUACUGUAACUUAACAUCCAAAGCGACCAAAGAGCCUAGCACAUACCUAGGUAGAUGGUUUCAACGUACUUACAACACGGUCGCCUCGCGCUGAUCGAGUGAGCUGGUGAAUCGUAGGUGGAAACUUGACAGCCACCGAGUUCGCCAUUACACCCAGCCUCUACUCUAGAUUCAAAGAUGCCUCGCAAGUCCAAACCUCCUCCUCCUCCACCUCCGCCCAAACCAGCAUCACUAGUAUCCAGAUCUUCAGGUCUACACCCUGCAAUUCAGCAAACUCUAGGAAAACGAGGCCUCUGCUGGCCCUGGGACCAACCAGGCACACAUUUCGCAUUAUUCGAGCCUUAUCUUGCUCCUUCACAGUCCCCACCACCAUCAUCAAGCUCCAGCUCCACUUUGCCAGGCAAGAUUUCAUGGCUAUUCAACUGGGAACUAUGGCAACCAGACUCCUUACCCCAAACACUCGAAUGGGUCCCCUGCAUCCGAACAUCAUCGCACAUCAAAGACAUUGACCCGUUCCUACUUGACAUUAUCACCAAAUCAACUGCCCAAAGCCGUGUUGUCCCCUCAGCCCUACUAGGUUUCAACGAGCCGGAAAUCCCCAGCCAGGCCAACUUGGAUGUUGAGACUGCUAGUGUUUUAUGGAAAGACGUCGUGGUGCCGGCGAAAUCAAAAUUCGGCUUGAGGCUGGGCAGUCCGGGCAUGAGCAGCGAUAUGGGGCGAAGCAAGCCGUGGUUGGAUUCGUUUCUAGCCAUGACACAAAGCAGUGAGGAUCCCAAAGGUGGGAUCGAUUUCCUCGUGCUGCAUUGGUAUGGGUUCAGAUUCGUUGAUUUGCGACAGUUUCUCGAGGACAUGCAUCAGACGUACGGUCUGCCGGUUUGGCUGAAUGAAUUUGCUUGCUCGAAGAUGGGCGAAGGCGAGACGACGGUGGACGAAGUCUGUGGCUUUCUGAGAGAGGCGCUGCCUUGGUUGGAUGCGUGUCCUUGGAUUGAGAAGUAUGCGUACUUUGGACAUAAGGAUGUUGGAGAAUGGGUUGGGCGGGCGAGUAAUUUUCUAGAGAUGGCGGACGACAGUGACAGUGAUUGGAGGUUGACGAGAGUUGCAAAGAUAUAUUGCGAGUAUUGAUUGACACUAUUGGUAUAACGAUGGGCAUGCCGAUUGACCAGAUGGUACUGGCAGGAUCGUCUGAGUCUCGUUGCACUGCACUGCAUUUCAUGUCCUGAUUCCAUUGUCCCCGCUCUACCAAGCCAGUACUGUAUUGGCCUGUGUAAUGCUCGUUAUAUCGUCUGUCUUAUAUUGCAAACGUCUAUUGCAGCACC
Messenger RNA from Exophiala dermatitidis NIH/UT8656, 1504 nucleotides. RefSeq lists its product as uncharacterized. Lineage: Eukaryota; Fungi; Ascomycota; Eurotiomycetes; Chaetothyriales; Herpotrichiellaceae. The transcript has a single exon. Gene Ontology annotation, biological process: fungal-type cell wall polysaccharide metabolic process. The coding region runs from base 366 to 1310 and encodes 314 amino acids. Gene Ontology annotation, cellular component: fungal-type cell wall. The record is from RefSeq and is a predicted model, not a curated record.